AUGACCUCCGAAGACAUGGCCCAUGCUGCCAUCAACAAUGUUGCCAAUACCAAUUGUGACGCUGGGAUGGAAAGGUCACAUUCUUUAUCUGGGUCUUCGACUUUUAAGGACAAGAAAAUGAAAGAGUUGAGUGAUGUCGAACAUCAGAUCGCCACUGCCGGCGAGGCGAAAUAUAAGCGCCUCGGAUGGAAGCAGUUGACUCUCAUGCUCAUUGUCGAGGCCAUUGCACUCGGAGCACUAUCUAUUCCUCAAGCAUUUGCAACUUUGGGAAUGGUCGCUGGUGUCAUCUGUUGCGUGGGCAUUGGCCUCAUUGCGAUCUACACCUCCUGGAUCAUCGGCCAGGUCAAACUCGCCUAUCCUGCAGUGCAGCACUAUGGAGAUGUCGGUACCUUGUUGAUGGGCCGAUUCGGGUACGAGCUUUUUUCGUCCGUCUUUGUGAUCCAAUUACUGUUUGUGAUCGGCUCUCAUUGCUUGACUGGAACUAUUGCACUCGCCGAUAUCACCAAGAGUGAUAUCUGCUCUUUAGUAUUCGGUGUUGUGACAGCUAUUGUUCUCUUCUUGCUUGCGCUGCCCUCAUCAUUUGCCGACAUCACGAUCCUUGGUUACAUUGACUUCGCCUCUAUCAUCGCUGCUAUCGGCAUCACAAUCAUUGCCACGGGUAUCCAGGGCACCAACUCACCUGGUGGCCUGAGCUCCGUAGCUUGGACUGCUCUGCCCAAAGAGAACGUGACCUUCUCCGAGGCCUACGUCGCCAUCGGAGACCUCGUGUUUGCUUAUUCCUUUGCUACGUGCCAAUUCUCAUUUAUGGAGGAAAUGCACACACCCAAGGACUUUACCAAGUCGAUCUGGGCACUGGGUCUGAUUGAGAUCUUGAUUUACACCAUCACUGGGGCCACCAUCUAUGCUUUUGUUGGCCCAGGGGUCCAGUCCCCUGCCCUGUUGUCUGCCGGAGACACUAUCAGUCGAAUCGCCUUUGGUGUGGCCCUGCCUGUGAUCUUUAUCUCUGGCUCCAUUAACGCUAUUGUAACUGGCCGGUUACUGCACAGUCGAGUCUUCAAAGACAGUGUGAUUCGCUAUGUCAAUACGCCCAAGGGCCGGAUAACCUGGAUCGCUUUUAUUGCAGCCAUCACUAUUCUCGCAUGGGUAAUUGCCGAAGCUAUUCCGUUCUUCUCGGACUUGCUAUCGAUCGUUGCCGCUCUCUUCACCUCUGGCUUCUCCUUCUACUUGCCUCCCAUCAUGUGGCUGGUACUUCUCCGGAAAGGAUCCUUGUUCUCGGGCAAGAAUUUGCUGAUUGGUGUUGUUAACUUCCUGGUAUUUCUCUUUGGAUUGGCUGUGCUGGUCUGCGGCUUAUACUCCAGUAUUGAUGACAUAGUAAGUUCUGACUUGAAGACCGAUCGAAUAAAGUAA
Messenger RNA from Penicillium maclennaniae, 1407 nucleotides. Its product is annotated as N amino acid transport system protein. Gene Ontology annotation, cellular component: vacuolar membrane. The record is from RefSeq and is a predicted model, not a curated record. Gene Ontology annotation, molecular function: amino acid transmembrane transporter activity. The transcript has a single exon. Gene Ontology annotation, biological process: amino acid transmembrane transport. The coding region runs from base 1 to 1407 and encodes 468 amino acids. NCBI's taxonomy places the organism in Eukaryota, Fungi, Ascomycota, Eurotiomycetes, Eurotiales, Aspergillaceae.